UCACACGCCAUGUUGGUAUUUCAGACCAAUUGUACGCUGCCUGCGUCGACAACAACUUUUGUUGAAAGUCCGAAUGUGCGCGGUACUCUCGACAUCCUCUGGAGCUGUCUAGGUGUACUGCUUUUAUGCACUUGGUCCAUCCAACACUUAGCCAUUCCAAAUCAAUGUCGCCCUCGAAGUAUGCGUCAGCGGAUCAACAAGUUCUUUGUUGAGCUAGGGAUCAAGCUGAGAUGGAUGCUGGUUACACUUAUUGCUCCUGAGUUACUAUGCGGUGUGGCUGCUGAAGAGUGGUUGAGCGCUUGCAGAUCUGCCAAAUCCAUCAGUCAGAGAGCAAAAGAUGAUGGAGUCGAUUGGACGUCAAGCCAUGGCUUCUUUGCGCAGAUGGGAGGUUUCAGACUUCGAUUCCGUAAGGUUGAUGCCCAAGAGCCUCGAAGGAUAUCAAGUAUUGCCAAGGACUCAUUGCUGGAGAAACGCAGCAUCGCCGCGCCUUUCCAGGAACCAUUGCUUGGUCGACUCAGCUUUCCACAUGCCAAUAGCUGGGGUCACCAUGCCGAGACUUCUUCGACAGUCGGGUCUGAGAGAGAUUCUGUCUUGAAAUCCCCUGUCAAUGUUGCGAUCCGAGAGAAGAGUUUCAAAUCACUCGCACGGAAAUAUGGAAUCAUCGAAACGUUUCCGAACAUGAGCAAAGAAGAUUUGGACGCGAUUAGCAACAGCGAUGGCCUCGCCAAAGCACUGGCCGUGUGUCAAGUCCUCUGGCUUAUCAUUCAAAUGAUAUCGCGUGCUGCAUCAUCUCUUGCUGUGUGCCAGCUGGAAGUCGCAACUGGAGCUUUCGCAAUCACGACCUUUUCUACUUACAUCUGCCUGUGGCAGAAGCCUCAAGGAGUCUCGAGACCAAUCUACCUGGAAGCCGUACGCAGACCCACAAUCGGCGAAGCUUGGGAGCUGGCACAAUGUGGUCUGGAAGAGACGAGCUCGCUUCUAUACCGUGCUAGAAGCUGGAGGCAGUCUCGCGAGCACUUGAAGGCUAGAGCUUUCUCCAACACCAUCAUGUUAAUCUGUGCAACAGCGCUUGGAGCAGUGCAUUGCGCUGCAUGGAACUUUGAAUUCCCUAACAGAGUUGAGAUGUGGGCUUGGAGAGGUUGCGCGUUGGGCUCCACCAUGCUGCCACUCUUCUUGUUAGCGUGGCACGAGCUGUAUUUGCGCUACGCCUUUACGAAACAUAUUGUGUUCUCGGUGGUCAUUCUGGUUGGGUUCAUGUUGUAUGGGUUCACCAGACUGUUUAUCAUGGUGGAGAUGUUCCGAUGCUUGUCAUAUCUACCUGUGGAGGCGUUUGUAACGACGUGGACGAUAAAUUUGCCGGGCAUUUCUUGA
Molecule: messenger RNA, 1371 nt
Organism: Aureobasidium namibiae CBS 147.97
Lineage: Eukaryota; Fungi; Ascomycota; Dothideomycetes; Dothideales; Saccotheciaceae
Exons: 2
Source: RefSeq, a predicted model, not a curated record